Molecule: messenger RNA, 1390 nt
Organism: Patiria miniata (bat star)
Lineage: Eukaryota; Metazoa; Echinodermata; Asteroidea; Valvatida; Asterinidae
Product: adenosine receptor A2b-like
Exons: 1
Coding region: 39-1166 (375 amino acids)
Biological process (GO): G protein-coupled receptor signaling pathway
Cellular component (GO): membrane
Molecular function (GO): G protein-coupled receptor activity
Source: RefSeq, a predicted model, not a curated record
GACAGAUUCUGCGGCAGUCUUUGCCGGUUAACUGACGAAUGAUGGAUUCCAGAGUUUGGCAGACAGUUGGUGAGUUUACAAACAUAAGCAGUGAUCGUCGGGUAGGUCUACUAUGCGAACCUGAUGAAGAUAUCGAGCUUUUUGCCCGACCAGUGGAUGCAGUUGUCAUCUUCGUUACUGCCGUCUGCAUCCUGGCUGCCAAUGCAUUGAACUUUGCCGUCCUCGCAACCACACCUUCGCUCUGCAAUGUCCACGGGUACCUAUUGACGGCUCUGACGGCGGGUGGUUUCUGUCUUGGCUGCCUAGCGGCUUCCACCGUUUACCCAGUAUGGGCCGGCUGCUGGCCCUAUGAUGAGACAACCUGCGUUGUAUCGGCCUACUUCGCCAGUGCCCUGACGAUUUUUAACGCCUUCGUGAUAAACCUGCUAAACGUCGAACGAUACAUCGCCAUAUGCCACCCGUUGUGGUACACGGCCUGGGUUACCAAGACACGUAUUUCUGGCGCCGUUUGCGUGAGUCUUUUUGUAUCUUUCACGCCGCUGAUCCCUUUGAUGAUCACAGAUAAACUGAAAUAUGUCUUCAUUGGCAGCGGCUAUAUUUGUAUUGCAAAAGCCCGUGAUGCUGAAAAUCUCACUCUGUCAUUGGUGUUUGCAUGUGUUGUAACGAUCCCUAGUUUCGUGAUUGUCGUCAUGACAGGCUUCGCGAUGCUCCGACGUCUGUCCAGGCGUUCACACCAGCUCCGUCGCCUCUUCGGAUCGGUUGGGAUGGGAGUCCAGUCCGGCCGGUCUACAAUGCAACGCCGCAACGCCCGACUUCUCGUCGUAUCUGUGCUAAUCAUAAUCAUUUACGUCAUCUGCUGGAUACCCCUGACCGUCAUCAAUAUGAUUCAUAAAAGUCGGACCUCUCGGUUGUCCGGCGAGACGCCUGCCCUCCUGCUGUCGUUGUGGCUGGCAGUCUUUGUCAGCCCGAUGUGCAACACCGUCAUCUACUUGUUUACAAUGGAUGUGUUCAAAGAGCGCAUCAAGUCGCUCCUGGUUGCAUUCUUCCGUAAGGUAUGCGGCAUACACUGCAAGUCUGACAGCAAACGUAAUACACAAAAUGAUUUCGUUUUGUCGGAGACAACACUCCGGUCAGAUUAUACCUCAGGCUAUCCCAAGGCUCUGUAGAUGUGCCACUGUGUCGAAUCUUUUUAUUAUUGGUUUGUCACAGUCAUUUUCUAAUAAAGACUGCGCAGAUCCGCUGCUUUGCAGCAAGUUUGAGGCGCGUACUUUUAAUUUGCUCCACAAAAAUCAUAUUGUAAUUUUACACAAGUCAUGUAACAGAAUUACAGCAGCAAACAAACCUCGAAUAUUGCUGCUGAAUGCGAUGGUCUACCGGCUGUCGUAUAUCA